GAAGUGCUCUUAACAGAUCUUAAAUUACAGAGCAAAACAGAGAGAGAGAGAGGUUUUGGACUUUGGGGAUACCAACAUAUACACACAGACUUAUGUAUAUAUAGGCUGCCGGAAUUUUAGAGAGACGGAAAUGGGGACGGCCACCGCAUUGGCGCCGGGGCUGUCGCGGAAGCUGAAGAAGGUAUUGGAGACUCGCACCGAUACCCCCGAUCUGCUUGCUUCACUCAACACUCUCUCCAGCUUUUAUUCCGAGAAUACCCCUCAGACUCGCCGGAAUCUCCGAUCCACUAUUGAGAAGCGUGGCCUCUCUAUCAACGGAGAGUUCCUUGCCGCCUCCGCUUCCGCCCAACAGGCCUUGGAUCGGGUUGAGGAAGAGGUUAAUGCGCUGGCUGAAUGUUGUGAUAAGAUUGCAAAAGCUUUGAGCAAUUGUAAUGCUACCACUGGAGACAUUAUCAGUACCACAGAGAGGCUUAAACAGGAGCUUGAAACCACCACACAGAGGCAAGAGAUAGCAACGUGCUUCCUUCGUGACUAUCAGCUCUCUAAUGAUGAGAUAAAUGCGCUACGGGAGGAAGACCUGAGUGAAAACUUUUUCAAGGCACUUGCUCAUGUUCAUGAAAUACAUGCUAACUGCAAAGUAUUGCUAAGGACACACCACCAGCGUGCUGGUUUGGAGCUUAUGGAUAUGAUGGCUGUCUACCAAGAAGGAGCCUAUGAACGACUAUGCAGGUGGGUCCAAGCUGAAUGUAGGAGACUUGGGGAUGUUGACAAUCCUGAAGUUAGUGAACUCCUAAGAACAGCUGUCCGAUGCCUUAAAGCAAGACCAGUCCUUUUCAAGUACUGUGCAGAAGAGGUAGCCAACAUGAGACAUAAUGCACUGUUCAGAAGAUUUAUUAGUGCCCUCACACGUGGGGGGCCUGGUGGAUUACCUAGGCCAAUUGAAGUUCAUGCUCACGACCCUUUAAGAUAUGUCGGUGACAUGCUGGGAUGGCUGCAUCAGGCCUUAGCAUCUGAAAGAGAACUUGUCCUUGCAUUGCUUGAUCCUGAUUCAACAGCAGAUACUGGACCCAUUGCUCAAAGAUUCUCCAAAAUCUCGGAAAGUGAUGUGGGAAAGACAGAAUCAGACUUCACAUUUGUUCUAGACAGGAUUUUUGAAGGAGUUUGUCGGCCAUUUAAAGUGAGAGUUGAACAAGUUUUGCAAUCGCAGCCUAACCUUAUAAUUUCAUAUAAGCUUAGUAACACACUGGAGUUCUACAGCCACACUAUAUCCGAUCUGCUCGGGAGGGAAACAGCUCUGUGUAAUACGCUUUGGGCUCUCAAGGAUGCUGCUCAGAAAACCUUCUUUGAUAUACUAAAAACUCGGGGAGAGAAGCUAUUGCGAUAUCCUCCCCUAGUUGCUGUUGAUCUUUCUCCGCCUCCAGCACUAAGGGAAGGUGUCUCUGUGCUUCUUGAAAUAAUCGAAACAUAUGACAGUAUGAUGGUUCCUGCGUCAGGCAAGAAGCCCGCAUUUGAACCUGUCAUAUCUGCUUUGCUAGAUCCUAUUAUUCAGAUGUGUGAACAAGCGGCAGAGGCACACAAGUCCAAGGGAGUAAUUCAGUCAUCAAGAAGAAGUAGAGUUAGUUCAGACCCAGGUCAAGCCCGCAGAUCAUCUAUAGACGCUAUUUUGGAUAAUAGCAGUUCAGCCCCUUCGUCUCAGAUCCGUGAAACACCUUCUCGGAUAUUUCUGAUCAACUGUUUGUGCGCGAUCCGACAACCAUUGUUAGGACAUGAGGUUGCAUCAGAAUAUGUGAAGAAGCUCGGAUCAAUGAUAGAAAGCCAUAUUCAUGGUCUUGUCGAAAAAGAAGUUGAUGCUAUUCUGCAAAAAUGUGGGUUGUCCAACAAAAUGUCUCACUUCUUUGAUUCUCAAAACGAUGUUGUAGCUGGGGAAUCUGUCUCCAAGCCACCUCUCGCUGAGAGGGAAGAUAUGGCUCCUGCUGCUCUGUCAGAGUGUCUAAAGGCCUUCUUUGGGCUUAUUUUGGGUAGUGAAAACUCUCUGCCCGAGUUCGAGCAGAUGCAGGUCCCAAGUCUGCGCUCGGAAGCUUGCAUUCAGUUGGCUAGGUCUCUUGCCCAAGCAUACGAAGUCAUUUACAAGGGAAUUAUGGAUCCAAAGAACGGCUACCCGGAUCCCAGGUCACUGGCUAGACAUCCUCCUGAUCAGAUAAGAACCAUUUUGGGGAUUUAAAACUGCUGAAUGCCCCUUUUUCUGCUUGUUUGGUUUAUAUAUUCGUCCCAAUCUUUUCUCUUUGUUUUUGGUAAUCCCUUCUUCAUCUGAGAUUUGUAUACAGAACCUGAGUAGAGACACUACAAUUUGUGGAACUUUUAGACAUUACGAUAAUUUGUACACUUAACAUUUCUAAUUCUGGAUCUUCGGAUACUUCCCCCAA
Messenger RNA from Sesamum indicum (sesame), 2423 nucleotides. Its product is annotated as oligomeric golgi complex subunit. The record is from RefSeq and is a predicted model, not a curated record. Gene Ontology annotation, cellular component: COG complex. Gene Ontology annotation, biological process: intra-Golgi vesicle-mediated transport. Lineage: Eukaryota; Viridiplantae; Streptophyta; Magnoliopsida; Lamiales; Pedaliaceae.